UCUGGUGGCCAAGGUACCGAUGAAUUAGUUUCUGUAAAGUGGCGCUGUUGUUAACGUCGGCGCGAUAGCUCUGAGGCUAUCUUACCGAUAGUCGGUGCAAUAGACACAGCCAAAUGUAAAUACACUUUGACAAACAAUUCAUUUCUUCUCUUUUUUUUCAUUAUUUUUAAUAAGGUUAUUCGUGAUUUGUAUUUCCCCCUUUCCGAGUGCAAAAGAAAUAGGAUUAUAAAGAAAAAAUGCCUACACUGAAUGAAUAUAUUUAAAUAUCUUGUUCCUAGGAACUGAAGCUUCCUACGUAAUUCAAAUUGUAACUUUAAAUAUAAACAGAUGUACCGAAGAGGUUUGUUUGAAAGUAUAUCAAAAUUUUAUAUUUGAUAAUUCUCUCCUUUUCAGUUAAGUAUGGAUUUCGAGUCAAACCAAAAAAAUAUUUUAGAGCUUUUUGAAUCGAAGCCGUGUGUUACAAUGUGUGCUCCUAUGGUCCGAUAUUCAAAGU
Molecule: messenger RNA, 493 nt
Organism: Parasteatoda tepidariorum (common house spider)
Lineage: Eukaryota; Metazoa; Arthropoda; Arachnida; Araneae; Theridiidae
Source: RefSeq, a predicted model, not a curated record